Messenger RNA from Quercus lobata, 1358 nucleotides. RefSeq names its product protein SRG1-like. Lineage: Eukaryota; Viridiplantae; Streptophyta; Magnoliopsida; Fagales; Fagaceae. The record is from RefSeq and is a predicted model, not a curated record. The coding region runs from base 46 to 1224 and encodes 392 amino acids. The transcript is spliced from 4 exons.
AGGUCAGGGGUUCAAUGAACCCCUUGGCUGGCUGUAGCGCCGCCCAUGUGGUGGACCUUUUCAACUCUUGGUAUAAAUUUAAAGUUCACGGUUCUCUGUUCAGGAGCUAAGACUUUAAGCUCUUUCUCUUUGGGUUUUCUUGGAGCUAUGGAACCAGAAAUAACGACGCUAGGGAGCUCUAUCCCAGUUCCUUGUGUUCAAGAGCUAGCAAAGGAGACGACAAGCAGAGUCCCACCACGUUAUGUUCGUUUUCCUAAUGAGCCUCCCAUCAUAUCUGACACCACUUCUUUACCCCAAGUCCCAGUCAUCGACAUGCAAAGGUUAUUUUCUGCAGAAUUUGUGGACACAGAGUUGGAGAAGUUACACUAUGCAAGCAAGGAAUGGGGUUUCUUCCAGUUAAUUAAUCAUGGGGUGAGCAUUUCAUUGGUGGAGAAGGUGAAAGUAGGCAUUCAAGAACUCUUUAAUCUGCCGAUGGAAGAGAAGAAGAAGUUAUGGCAAUUACCAGGAGAUCUUGAGGGGUUUGGACAGGCCUUUGUUGUGUCUGAGGAACAAAAGCUUGAUUGGGGAGACAUGUUCUACGUGGUCACGCGUCCAAUCCAUUUGAGAAAGCCUCACUUGUUCCCCAAGAUCCCACUCCCAUUCAAAGAUAAUUUAGACGCUUACUCAGCAGAGCUUAAAGACCUUGCCAUAAAAAUAUUUGAACUGAUGGCAAAAGCUCUAAGAAUGGAACAUAAUGACAUGAGGAGCCUAUUUGAAGAAGGGUUUCAGGGAAUGAGAAUGAACUACUAUCCUCCAUGCCCACAACCUGAGCUUGCGAUUGGCCUCAAUGCUCACUCAGAUUCUGUGGGCUUAACAAUCCUCCUCCAAGUCAAUGAAAUGGAAGGCCUCCAGAUAAGGAAAGAUGGGAGGUGGAUUUCAGUCAAACCUCUCCCUAAUGCCUUUAUUGUCAACAUUGGCGACAUUUUGGAGAUUGUGACAAAUGGAAUUUACCGUAGCAUCGAGCAUCGGGCAACUGUUAACUCAGCAAAGGAGAGGCUCUCUGUGGCCACAUUUUACAGCCCAAGCCUAGAAGCAGAUAUGGGUCCAGCACCAAGCCUUAUUACUCCAGAAUCUCCAGCAUUGUUCAAAAGAAUAGGCGUUGCUGAUUAUUUCAGGGAACUUUUCUCACGCGAACUCGAUGGAAAGGCAUUCAUUGAUUCCAUGAGGAUCCAGAAAGGCACUUAAGACUUGAGAGAUACUCUCGAGUUUAAAACCUAUAUAUUGUAUGUGCGUGCUACUGGCUUGUAUACUUAAACCUGGUUUGAUUAAAUGCAUCCAGAUUUGAAUAAACGCAAUAUUCAUAAAAAAUUGUUUUUUUU